Molecule: messenger RNA, 1094 nt
Organism: Durusdinium trenchii
Lineage: Eukaryota; Dinophyceae; Suessiales; Symbiodiniaceae
Source: the annotation of a GenBank genome assembly
CGCGUCCUUUCUUCGUCGCACGCCGGGUCAUUGUAGCCUGUGGCACGCCAUGCAGCCUGUGGCACGAUGAAGGGCGUGGCCGUGAAAGAUGCUGAUUCUUCCCAUAGGCGAUCAGUUUUAAGAGUGCCACGGCCAUGGCCUGGGGUGCUUGGGCUUGUAGGGCCAGAGCCUGUGCCACCUAUGCCUGUGGGGUCUGCGACGCCUGAGCACCAAGGGACGAAGAUUCCAGGCGAAGUUGAAGAGGAGGUCCCACUCUCAAGGGCGAUGACGCAGACCUCCACGCGACCCAGUGUGCGGCGACCGGUGGUCCCGAAGCUGUCCCUGCGCGGGGUUUUCCGGGAAAAGGAACGGGCUGGUGAAUACAAGCUGAAGAUGGACUACAAGUGUGACGACAGCGACCCAGAGUCGGACGUGGAGUCUGAAGAGGAAGGGGAGGAUCCUCAAUUCUCAGAACUCCUGAUGGACGAGGCCAUUGAGGUCCUCCUAAGAAAGAGAUACCGCGUGGUGGAGGAGGUGAAACCUCCAACACAAAGCCUUUGGGUCCGCCUCUUUGGCGGGUGCCUGGUGGAGGCGGAGGACAAGGAGUCGAGAUCGGAUCCUGUAAGUCGACCCGCGCUCAUUGGCGCGAAGACGGCGGCAAAUCUCGGGAUCAGUGUGGACACGUCCACUGCAUUCAUUUGAGGAGUUCCUCACCUUGACAGCUCUUGGGGUCUUCAGUGGAGAUUGCCGUGGAGAUCCGUUUUUUACGAAGGGCGAGAUAGAGACAUAUCAAAAAUACAUCCAACGUCGGCUCGCUUGCUUCUGACUCCCGGUGUGUGAUAACCCGAGAACGUUGUGAUUCGAUCCCUGUAACAUCUAUGUGAGCUCUUACCCUUGUCUAUGUGAGCUCUUACCCAAAGGCCAAGGUUUUGAACUUAAGUGGAAGCCUCCUUCGCCAGACGCGAGGAGCGUGCCGACGCUCGGGGCGUUGCCUUCCGCGGUCUCGGCCAAGCCGAUGACCCGAACGGCUUAGACGGCCGGAACGGCUUCGUGGCUCAUAAACGCCAGCUCUGAAAGCGUUUGGAAGCGGUCAGCAGUGUUUUCGUUCAUUUCUU